CCUGCUGGCUAUUGCCGUUAUCGAGAUGCUCUUACUUCUGCGGAGCCGCGACACGUUGGUAAAUGUUCGGUAAUCAAGUACCGUAGAUAGGUGUAUCGCCAGCUUCGUUGUUAACCUGAUGGAUUUGUUCAGCGAUCUUCCCGAACCAGAGGAUGUUUCUAAGCCGAUUCGGCGAGACCCGCCGGCGAAGGAGAUCAGCCACAGAGUUGUUCGAGCGGCGGCGGACACGUUGUUCGCCGACCUGCCUUCUCCGUCGUCAAACCCUCAACUACCACAAGCUGCGACGUUAGCAGCGGCAAAGCGACCGCACGAUGCCGUCGACGAGGACAACUCGCAAAAUAAAAGGCCAGCUCCAAGUGCUCUCGCGCUGCACGGAUUUGUCGCAGAACGCAAAGGAGAGCGGGACGAAAUGCAGGACUCGCACGUCAUUCAGGAUGCGUUCCACGCAGAAAUCCCGCACUUGCACGGUUCCAUACGUCGCCUGUCCUACUAUGGAGUGUUUGACGGGCACAACGGCUGCCGAGCGUCUCGGCACGCUGCCCAGUACCUGCACCGGCACUUGGCUGCCCGAUUCCCGAAGGGUACUUCCCUCCCCAUUCUUGCGACCUCGCCUCGGCCUUUGUUUAAGCUAGACGGCCCCCAAGGUGACAUGGAGCACGUCGAAAAGGAAAUCAAGCGAAGCAUCAUGGAGAGUUUCAAGAAGACGGACGAGGAUUUCCUGAGGAGGGCGGGAAGUUGCAAACCCUCGUGGAAAGAUGGCACCACGGCCGUCACGGUGGUGGCCAUCAACAACACCCUCUACAUUGCCAACCUCGGGGACAGCAAGGCCAUCCUGUGCCGAUACAGUGCUGCAACCCAGAAACACAUCUCCGUGCCCCUCAGCAAGGACCACACGCCGACAGAGUAUGCGGAGCGGAUGCGCAUUCAGAAAGCCGGAGGUCAUGUCAGGGACGGCAGGGUGCUGGGGGUGCUGGAGGUGUCUCGGUCGAUAGGGGAUGGCCAGUACAAGCGCUGCGGGGUGAGCUGCCUACCCGACGUGAUGCGCUGCCAGCUCACAGAAGCGGACCGCUUCCUCGUGCUCGCCUGCGACGGACUCUGGAAGGUCUUCACCUCGGAUCAGGUCAUUGCAGCCGUGCUGUCGGUCCUCGAGGAUGACUCUUUGGUGGCCGAAGGCGACGAGAAGAGGCUGCUGGAGCUCCGCUACGAGGCAGCAUGCAACAAACUGGUCAACGAAGCCGUGCGCAAGCUCAGCGGAGACAACGUGACUGUGGUCAUCGUGCAUAUAGCAAGGGACAAAUGAUGGACCUCCUCUCAUGGCAGCAUUUGACUUUAAAAGGAAAAAGCAGAACGCUGUUUCAAGUCGCAUUGAAGCGAAGACGACGGAAGAUUUUGAAACGACCGCUCCUUCGCCUAGCUUGCUUUGUUUUACAGCCUAUGUGUUGCUCCUUCAUUUCUCUGACUUCCUCCAGUUCCAUACUUUAUUGUUUUAUAUGGUGUCACGAGGCAGCCUGUUUGAUCUUAGCUCCGUCGUAAAUGUUGUUGACUUUGCAUUGCCUCUGACCUCCCGAUGACACCUGCAGCUCGCCUGGAGUAAGAAAUGCAGGCCAUGUUCGAGCGAACGGUAGGCUCGUUCGAUUUACCUGCACCUCAUGCAUCGGUCUAGAUUUUAUGUAUGCCGGUGUACACAACCUCGUUCCAUAUAGGAGACAAAGCCCGUCUUUAAACGCAAACCUGAAAUACGCCGUCUUGCACUUUUCUGCCCGGAAUAGGUUGAUGUAGGGACGUCGAAAGAGCCUGUCGUCCGCACGAAACUUUGCGGUUUGUCGCCCGUGUGCUGGCACUAAGCCGUGCCGAGAUAUUCCUCUAUGAAGACAAGUGCACACUUCUCUCAUGGCCGCCAACGUGUGAUACACAAUAAACAGUUGGAUAUCAUU
Ixodes scapularis (black-legged tick) is the source of this 1934-nucleotide messenger RNA. Its product is annotated as integrin-linked kinase-associated serine/threonine phosphatase 2C. The record is from RefSeq and is a predicted model, not a curated record. Gene Ontology annotation, molecular function: protein serine/threonine phosphatase activity. Gene Ontology annotation, biological process: protein dephosphorylation. Lineage: Eukaryota; Metazoa; Arthropoda; Arachnida; Ixodida; Ixodidae.